Brassica rapa (field mustard) is the source of this 822-nucleotide messenger RNA. RefSeq lists its product as uncharacterized. Lineage: Eukaryota; Viridiplantae; Streptophyta; Magnoliopsida; Brassicales; Brassicaceae. The record is from RefSeq and is a predicted model, not a curated record.
AUGUAUGGAUAUAAUGAUUUAGUUCCUGUGUUUAAUGAAAUGGAAGGAAACAAGUUUCAGCCGCAGAAAAUCGACUUCAGCAAGGAGGAAUCUGAUAUAUUUGUUGGAAGGAAGUUUAAGGACAAAGCGCAGUUUAAGUUGACGAUGUCGAUCUAUGCACUCGCGAAAGUGUGCAGGUUCAAGUUUAGGCAUUGCAAACGCUACAUCACGGCUAAAUGCGUUGAUAAACAAUUACAAAAAUAUGGAACAUCUAGAGUUCUUGCUGCUCUUCUGCGCUCGAAAUAUGAAAGACUUCACUGUGGACCUCGUGCUAUGGAACUGCCAGAAGUACUGAGAACGGAAUUCAACUAUACAUGCACGUACUGGAAAGCUUGGAAAGCUAAGGAACUAGCAAUUGUGUCUGCCCAAGGAAUAGAGGAAAUGUCUUACAAGAUGUUACCACAGUACUUGCACGUACUGAAAUUAGCAAAUCCUGGAACAAUCACGGAUAUUAAAACCGAACUUGAUAGAAAAGGAAAAUUGAGGUUCCUGUAUGCAUUCAUGCUACUGAAGGCUUGUAUCGAUGGGUGGCAGCAUUUGCGUAAGGUUCUUGUGGUGGACGGCACCCACAUGUUUGAGAAAUACAAAGGAGUAUUGCUUAGUGCUAGCGGGCAAGACGCAGACUACCGCGUAUUCCCUAUUUCUUUCGCAGUAGUGGAUAGCGAGAACUCAGAUUCCUGGAAGUGGUUCUUCGAAAGGUUGUCAACAAUUGGAGAAGAUAGUUGUGAAUUAACAAUAAUUUCCGAUAGAUGCGCUGCUAUAUUUGUAGCUAAAGAUAAAUGA